Molecule: messenger RNA, 1689 nt
Organism: Glycine soja
Lineage: Eukaryota; Viridiplantae; Streptophyta; Magnoliopsida; Fabales; Fabaceae
Product: probable sugar phosphate/phosphate translocator At3g11320
Exons: 4
Coding region: 332-1255 (307 amino acids)
Cellular component (GO): Golgi apparatus
Molecular function (GO): antiporter activity
Source: RefSeq, a predicted model, not a curated record
AGAUCUUGUGCUGUGCAGCUUUAAAUGCUGUAUUUUUGUUUCUUCUUUUUUCCUGUUUCCGUAGUUUGGGUCUGUUUUUGCGUUGCAGACAUCCCACACACAACACAUUCACAACACAACAUUUGAUUUCUCUCUUUUGUCAUCCUCAAAAUCCACAAUCUUUCCUCCUUAAUAUCUCCGACCCCAACAAAAAGAAACAAGCAAGCCAUGGAUUCCCAGAUCCAUGGCUUGUCCUCGUAAAGUCAACCCCUUUACCAGUCAAACUUAACCCCCCUUCUCUCCCCCUCUGAAACCGCAGGAAGAAGAUCAAAUCGAAGAAGGCUUAAAAAAAAUGAAGGGUUCGAACAACCGGUUCUUCACGGUGGCGCUGGUGGCGGCGUGGUACUCCUCAAACAUUGGGGUGCUUCUCCUGAACAAGUACUUGCUCAGCAACUACGGCUUCAAGUACCCAAUCUUCCUCACCAUGUGCCACAUGACGGCGUGCUCCUUGCUCAGUUACGUCGCCAUAGCGUGGAUGAAGGUCGUGCCUUUGCAGAGCAUUCGAUCCAGGGUGCAAUUCUUCAAGAUCUCUGCUCUCAGCCUCGUUUUCUGCGUCUCCGUCGUGUUCGGGAACAUUUCCUUGCGCUACCUCCCCGUGUCGUUUAACCAGGCUAUUGGCGCCACCACGCCCUUCUUCACCGCCGUUUUCGCUUACCUUAUGACCUUCAAGAGGGAGGCUUGGCUCACUUACCUCACCCUUGUUCCUGUUGUUACUGGAGUCAUCAUUGCCAGUGGGGGGGAACCGAGUUUCCAUCUGUUUGGAUUUAUUAUAUGUGUUGCGGCUACAGCUGCAAGGGCUCUGAAAUCAGUGCUACAAGGGAUUUUGCUUUCUUCUGAAGGAGAGAAGCUGAAUUCUAUGAACCUUCUCCUUUACAUGUCUCCAAUGGCUGUGGUUUUCCUUCUUCCUGCAACACUUAUAAUGGAAGAGAAUGUGGUUGGCAUCACGUUGGCUCUUGCCAGAGAUGAUUCCAAGAUCAUUUGGUAUCUGCUGUUUAAUUCAGCACUUGCAUAUUUUGUCAACCUGACCAACUUUUUGGUCACGAAACAUACCAGUGCUCUAACCCUUCAGGUACUAGGAAAUGCUAAAGGGGCGGUAGCAGUAGUAGUUUCUAUUCUAAUAUUCAGAAACCCAGUGUCAGUCACUGGAAUGAUGGGUUACUCACUCACAGUCUUUGGAGUUAUACUCUACAGUGAAGCCAAAAAGAGAAGCAAGUGAUACUAUAAUGCAUCAUCAUUCAUGCUCUCGGCUGCAGUGAAAGGACAACCUUUAGUUAUACCCUACAAUUACAACAUUUAGUUUUCGUUACUGCACAGUCAACCUCAAGAUUUCUGAAGGAAAAUUUGUUUAGCAUGCUAGUGAUCAGAAUCCAGAGUUUUCUGACUAUAAUAUACAUUUUUUUUACCCACACGCCAGACCUCAUUGAACGAGUUUCUCGUUGUAUUAGCAAUGAUCGAUGCAGAAAUAGCCCACAGAACAAAAUUGCUAUAAAUGAUGUCUCUCUACUUUACCUGUGUUGGGAUAAUUGAGUACUUUUUGUCAUUUAUUCUUGGAGGAAAGAGUUGUAAAAUUGGAUAUCUACACAUCUAUUGUUCAACUCUAUUUACAUUCGUUUAUUAAUGAUAGAAUUCAUACUUUUGCCCAUCGUCCAA